Messenger RNA from Strongylocentrotus purpuratus (purple sea urchin), 2274 nucleotides. RefSeq lists its product as uncharacterized. The record is from RefSeq and is a predicted model, not a curated record. The coding region runs from base 12 to 965 and encodes 317 amino acids. Gene Ontology annotation, molecular function: nucleic acid binding. Gene Ontology annotation, cellular component: nucleoplasm. The transcript has 6 exons. Lineage: Eukaryota; Metazoa; Echinodermata; Echinoidea; Camarodonta; Strongylocentrotidae.
UCUUAAUAAACAUGGAUGCCUCCACAGGCAAAACGCCAUCUUCUCGGAAACAUCGAAAUGUUUGCCCGGAUCGACCGUUGUAUCGUGAUGGGAGGCGUGACAGGGCGGUUAAGGUUUUCACCAUCAACCAGGAAUCCCGCUACCUGCUUGUUCAUGGGGUUCCUGAUAUCAACAUCACCGAUGAGCUUCUCAAACUCUUGUCCCUCUACGGUGUGAUAGAGGAGUAUCGCACCCUUGAUGAUGAUCAGACUGCAGAGGAGUUCACCAAGACACAUUGGAUCAAGUAUGCAAACAUCCAGGCAGCUAGAGUUGCCAAGCGCAAGAUGGAUGACCAUUCCUUCUAUGGAGGAUUCCUGCAUGUGUCCUAUGCUCCUGAGUCCGAGAGUAUCCAGCACACCAGGGAGAAGCUCCAGCAGCGCAGAAUGGAUGUGGCACGUAGACUGAGGAAACUUGCACAAGAGAGGGCGCCAGAUGUAGAUGACAGCAUAGAAACUGUUGGUGCUUUGUCAAGCACAACAGAAACAAAUGACACACACCUUGAUGGACCUUCUCCUGUGACAGCAUGGACGUCGACUCCACCUUCACAACAAAUACAUUCAGCAUGUCAUGGUCCUCCACUGGUGACUGCAGAGGGUGGAUAUGAUCAAGGCCUCGGACAUUCUAUUCAUGAGCAUGGUAACCCUGAUCAGGACAUUGUGCGGUUCCCUCCGUCCCUCCCUGAACCCCCCGAAGACUACCUCCCUGGCAGUGGAACAUUCCUAGCCAGCCAGACUUCCCAAGACUGCGCACUAAACAUGACACUCUCCCUGUUGGGUACAAUCCAUUCCCUGAGGGGGUUGGUCAGCCCAAUCAAGCUGGGAUGGAAAAUCCUCAUCAAAAUCGAUCAGCAGUAUCAGCAGUACCUACAGGUGCAUUUGUUGGACCUUUGCGUCCCUCAGAGGGAGGUUCAAUCAACCCUACAUUAGAUUCAGACAUGCAAAGUCAAUUGCCUCCUGGACAAAGAUAUCGGGAGUCGGGCGCAAGACCAAAAGAUGGAUCUACUCAUUCUAAACAGACUAGUGGUCACCAUAAAUACAUGGAGCAGCAGAAUGAUUAUCAACAAAUCCAGACUGGCCAGAGUCAAAGUGUUGGAUUCCAAGGAGGAUAUCGUGAUGCUGAUUCUGAUCAUUCGCAAAGUGAGCAGAGACCAAAGCUGGUUGGUAAAAGGAGAUUAAAUUCCAACCCUUCAAGCUCUCCCGAUAAGCAAACAGAUGUGACACACAGCAAUACACAAUGUACUCCAAGCCUUACCAGCCAGCAUGCCUUUGUACCUCGUCCAGUUAGUACCAGAGCAAAGAGGUCAGCCUCCAGCAUAGAUGAAGCUGAUCCACAGAAUGGCCAUCAAAGCUCCCCGACCCUAGUGACAGGGGACCCUUCAUUCGAUAGAACGGUCAGCAGUGUACGAGAACAGAUGUUCCAGCUAUCUGAAGCAGUCGUGAGAAGCAGUACAGCUCCUAGAUCUGUCAUCCAAACAGCAAUUAUCCAAGCAAGGAACCAAGAGAGAAUGGGUCUGCUACCACGCCCACCACCAACCAAGAGGCAGAGAAUAUGACAUGGAGGAAACACCAGUCUGGUCACCUACAUACCAGUAUUAAAAAUUUAUUUUGUACAGACACUAUAUACAGGGUAUGAUCCGUGCGUGCGAUACGAGCAAAUGUUAAUCGGACGUGCACAAGGCCACGUAAAAACACACCAUCACGGGUGAGGUGAAGAAGGUUUGUACCUGCCGUAUAAAGAGGGGGUGUGGAAGCACGCCAAGGACCACUUUCAAAGAAUAAAUGGCACUACCUUGUCAAACUUUGAGGCCCACUUGGCUGAGGUCAUAAGGCGAAACCACAUCUCGGGGCAGAACAUCUUCGAAGCCUUCUUCUCGCUCCUGCACCCAUGUUAUCCCCUCACCACACCCAAAGUUGUCAAUGCCAAACCACCUACCUCUCUUUGACGAGUGGAACCUUGAGAAAGCCAGCCUUGCAGACACAUCGUCGACAAGGAUGAGCGACGGGGAAGAUGAAAGCGAUGAUAAGAAGACGAUGUGACAUCCUCCCUUACCCCAGUCGCCGUCUCCAUGCCUACAUGUACCUCAACAAACGAAUGUCAUUUGGAUAUUAUUGCAUUUAAUCAUAAUAAACUUUAGAACUGAUAUACUUUUUGAUCUGAAACUAGAACCUGCAAGUUUCUUGUUAUUUGAUGCAUCAUUUUUCAGCAAUGCAAUAAACAUAAUUAUCAAAUUGGUAA